AUGUCGCAAUCCGAUGAGGAAGAUGAUUAUAUGAACAUGGUGUUUGAAGACGCGCCAAAAGGGCCCCAAUUCGAAACAUCAUUGCAGCGCGCCGCGCGCAAACGCAAAGAGGCCGAAGCCAGAGCACGGCAGAAGAGCAAAGCCGAGAAGGAAGCCGACGCCGAGGCAGCGCGAGAAGAAGCGCUUGCGACUGCGCUGCCCGAGACGAACAAAGGCUUCAAGAUGAUGGCUAAAUUCGGCUUCAAACAGGGCGACACCCUAGGCAAAUCCGAAGACGCACGCAAGGCGCCGAUCGCAGUCGACGUCAAGGCAGACAGGGCCGGCAUUGGUCUGGAGUCGGAGAAGAAGCGCAAGUUCCGCGAGCAAUGGGAGGAGGCCGACCGCCUGGCCAAACGCUCCAAGGAAGAAGAGGGCGACUACCUCGAGGUACGGCGCCAGGAGCAGGAAGAGAAGAAGGCCGAGAGAGACCUCGACAAUGCACAGCGCACAGCGGAGCGACUGUACGACAAGGAAGCAGAAGACAAGGGUACACCAGAGCCCAGCGAUAAGCCUCUCAACCAUGUCAACCUGCUCUGGCGCAGCCGCGUCAGGAAGCGGGUGGAGAUACAGCAAGACAAGCAGCAACGGCGCGAACUGAACAACAGCCUUGCGUCGCGACUGCCCACUCUAGCGGAUGAAGGUGACCAAGACAACGACGCGAAGGUCGCACUAGGCCAGGAUCUGACGCCGUUCUACACAACGCUCGAGAACGACCUCGAAGCAGAAGACCCUGAGUUGGCUGACUUCGAAGCACGGCCAGUAAUAGAGCGACUUGAGAAGGUAUUGCUCUACCUGCGCGAUAAGUUCCACUACUGCCUCUACUGCGGGUAUCAGUAUCCCGAUGCAGAGCUGGAAGGCUGUCCAGGAGUAACAGAGGAGGAUCACGACUGA
Ascochyta rabiei is the source of this 930-nucleotide messenger RNA. RefSeq lists its product as uncharacterized. NCBI's taxonomy places the organism in Eukaryota, Fungi, Ascomycota, Dothideomycetes, Pleosporales, Didymellaceae. Gene Ontology annotation, cellular component: kinetochore. The transcript is spliced from 2 exons. The record is from RefSeq and is a predicted model, not a curated record. Gene Ontology annotation, molecular function: nucleic acid binding. The coding region runs from base 1 to 930 and encodes 309 amino acids.